Messenger RNA from Orussus abietinus, 1337 nucleotides. RefSeq names its product kynurenine formamidase (gene KFase). The transcript has 9 exons. NCBI's taxonomy places the organism in Eukaryota, Metazoa, Arthropoda, Insecta, Hymenoptera, Orussidae. Gene Ontology annotation, molecular function: hydrolase activity. The record is from RefSeq and is a predicted model, not a curated record. The coding region runs from base 186 to 1067 and encodes 293 amino acids.
GUGAUGAAUAUCGGCAGAGAUAAGUAAGAGCUGUGGUAAGCUGCAUCUAUUUAACGCCGAAGCGAAGAUCGUAUCCGUUUAGUUCAGCUUCUAAAUUGAAGUGCGUGUUGACCUCAUAGACAGGGCGCAGUCUGACCGUCACAUAUCAGUUGAUUCUAGAAAUUCUGAAACAUACAAGCACAAAAAUGUCAAUCUCGGAACACGAAAAGGCCUACACACCUUCGGAGUGGAGCAAGAGAUACGAAUCUGACAAAUUAUUAUUAUAUUUCCAUAAAAAAUCACAAGAAAUUACUAACGAAGCACAACGCAUAACAAAGUGCGAACUCAAUGUACCUUAUAGCACAUCAGAGCGCACCAAGUAUGACAUCUAUGGCACGGAUUUACCUAAUGAUGCUCCUAUCUUCUUAUUCAUUCAUGGAGGAUACUGGCAAGAAUUUUCAAAGGACUUUGCUGGGUUUCCUGUUAAAGUCCUUGUAUCAAGAGGAAUAAAAGUUAUUGUAGCUGGCUACAAUUUGUGCCCAACAGUGACAUUCUCUCAGCUAAUGCAAGAAGUCAAGAUUAUGAUGGAAGAAAUUUUGAAGCUUGCUAAAGAUAAAGGAUCAAGUUGCGUUUGGGUAGCAGGUCAUAGUGCAGGUGCACAAAUGGCAGCAAGUCUUUUGCAUGAUACCGCCUGGUUAGCUCAUAUUGCUGAAAAAAAGUAUGCCGAGUUGUUGAAAGGUCUGGUACUUAUCGGAGGGAUUUACAAUUUGGAGCCUUUACUCAGUACCAGUUAUAACAAUGCACUUAACUUGACUAAUAAAGAACUCGAGACAUAUAGUUUUGGAAGUACGGACACAUGUGGAUUAAAUCCAGUGCAAAAUUUAAAAGUUAUUGUAACUGUUGGAGAAUGUGAUUCUCCAGUAUUUAUCCAAGAAUCCCGAAAUUAUGCACAGAAACUCCUAGAAUUUGUUGACAAUGUGGAAUUUUUAUUAUUACGUAACUCAGUCGACCACUUUGACAUAGUGGAAAACUUAACAAAUGAUAAUUUUGCCCUGACAAAAUUAAUUAUUAAAAACGUUUAUUUGUAAUAGCUUUAAAUGCUUAAUAGUCCUGCAGAAAAAUUAAAUGCGAAAAACGAGUCAUUUUCAGCAUAUAAUACAAAAGAAAAAAUGUGUUCAAUAAUAGAGUGCAAAUGACAAUGUUGUAGGUAAGAUUUAUAAUGUGGCAAUUAUUUUUUUAUAUUCACAGUGAUACAGUUAUUGUAAGUAUAUUUUUAACUAAAGAUAACAUAUACACUGAUUGCAUUUGAAUGAAUGUGUACCACUCUUGUUGAAAAAUAAAUUUCACAAAAAUACAUA